AACAUGGUGCAACUGUUUCCUCAAAUUUCACCAAAAAAAUUACCCACCUGGUAGUCACAGACGAAGACUAUCGAAAGAAUAGUUCAAAAGUUUUGGCUGCAAAGAAUAAAAAUGAUGUAUCCAUUGUAACUUGGGAUUGGGUUCAAGCCUCUAUCAACGAAAAAUGUAAAAAAAAUGAAUUGGAUUAUGUCCCUUCUGAAGCUCCCAGCGAUGAAAUAGAUAUGAAUGACGCGACCAUCAAUCCUGGGAAACACAAAAUUGAUAAUACUCCUGAAUCUGAAGAUGUUACUCCUUCACGUAAAAAAAGACGUGCUGCCAAAAGUUCAACUACUUGUGAUUCAGUUAAUUUAGUUACUUCAGUUAAUUCAGUUACAACUAUCACCGUUAAUGACCAAGUAGGUGAUGUUACUCAAGUCGUUGAAGAAAAAAAAAUGGUCAAGAUCAUUAAGAAAGGCAAAGCACCUGUCGAUGAAUUAUUUCAAAUGAAGGAUUCGUAUCAUGUAUUCUCUAAUAGUCAAGCUACUUGGGAUUGUCUUCUCAAUCAAACGAAUGCAGGCGCCAACAAUAAUAAAUUUUUUAUUAUUCAACUCUUGGAAUCUGAUUCUGGUGGCAGCUACUAUGUUUAUUCAAGAUGGGGUAGAGUUGGAUAUGAUGGUCAACAUGCCAUGUUAGGCCCAUGGACUUCUUUAGAUAUGGCUAAAUCCGAGUUCGAAAAGAAAUUUCGUGAUAAAACUAAAAAUAGGUGGAUGGAUGUUUGCCAAGAUCAAUCAAAUUUUAAAGCUGUGAAAGGAAAAUACACCUUAUUAGAACGUGACUAUGGAGAUGACGCGGUUGAUGCCUCAACUAAAAAUAAUGCUGAUGUGCCACCACCUCCCAUCCCUGAAUCAAAACUUCAUCCCAAGGUCCGGGGCAUAAUUCAAAUGAUUUUUGAUGUUAACCUAUGGAAUGAUACCAUGGUUGAGUUAAAUUAUGACGCGUCUAAAUUACCAUUGGGUAAACUUUCCAAAAGUACGAUUACUCGAGGUUAUGAAAUUCUUAAAAGUAUUGAGGCUGUAUUGACUAACAAAGAGGAUGGUGACCUUGUUGAGCUUUCAAACGACUUUUAUACCGUUAUUCCUCAUAAUUUUGGUUUUAAUAAACCACCAAUCAUCAAUAAUAUUACGGUUCUUAAAACAAAAAUGGCAAUGGUAGAAGCUUUAGGUGAAAUUGAAAUCGCUAGUUCAUUAAUUAAGAAUGCGGAUAUAACCAAGAAUCCAUUAGACGCAAACUAUGAUUUACUUGGUUUAGAAAGAAUGGUACCACUUGAUCAUGAUUCUGAAGAGUUCAAACUCAUACUUAAAUAUUUAAAGAACACGCAAGGUGCUACGCAUCACACUAAAUUAGAAAUUCUUGACGUGUUUGAUAUUGAACGCCAAGGUGAAAUGGAGCGAUACAAGACGCACUCAAAACUUCAUAAUAGGAUGUUAUUAUGGCAUGGUUCUAGACGUACAAAUUUUGUGGGCAUUCUAAGUCAGGGGCUGAGAAUUGCACCGCCGCACGUUCCUGUCAGUGGAUACAUGUUUGGAAAGGGUGUUUAUUUUGCUGAUUGUGUGUCUAAAUCUGCGAAUUAUUGUUACGCGCACUAUGGUGAUAAGAUUGGAUUUAUGUUGUUAUGUGAAGUUGCAUGUGGUGAUAUGUUGGAGCUUGUAAGUAGUGAUUAUGAUGCUGGUGAAAAGGUUAAAAAGCAAGGUAAACAUUGUACUAAAGGCCUGGGCCAAAUCGUUCCUGAUCCAAAAGAAGCUGUUUAUUUAGAAAACGGAACUAUGGUUCCCUGUGGAAAAGGAAUGCCUGCAGAUACUAGCAAAUUUUUGUACUAUAACGAGUAUAUUGUAUAUGACGCAAGCCAGAUUUUCCAAAAAUAUCUGCUUAAGGUCAAAUUUAGCAAUUAA
Racocetra fulgida is the source of this 1928-nucleotide messenger RNA. The record is from the annotation of a GenBank genome assembly. Lineage: Eukaryota; Fungi; Glomeromycota; Glomeromycetes; Diversisporales; Gigasporaceae.